AAUCACCUGAAAAGCAUGCGAAGCAUACUUGGUGGUGGUGGAGCUUCUCUUCGUGUCCUCAGUUUCCUCUGUUACUCUUCUCCCUCCAAAUCAACCAAACCAUCGCCUUCCUUUCUCCGUCCCAUUGCCACGAUGGCUUCUUCCGUCGAAGAGUUUGUGAAGGGCAGCGUUCAUCCGAACGGUGUCGCCGUUAUCACCCUUGAUCGCCCCAAAGCCCUCAACGCCAUGAAUCUAGAUAUGGAUUUAAGAUUUAAGAGUUACCUUGAUGAAUGGGAAACGGAUCCCGGAGUUAAAUGUGUUCUUGUCGACAGCAGCUCUUCUCGUGCCUUCUCUGCAGGAAUGGAUAUCAAAGGCGUUGCCGCUGAAAUCCAAAAGGACAGAGGCACUCCUCUGGUGCCGAAGGUGUUUGCUGCUGAGUAUUCUUUGAUUUGCAAAAUUUCUGAGUACAAGAAGCCAUAUAUAAGUCUCAUGGAUGGUGUAACAAUGGGUUUUGGAAUUGGUCUAUCUGGUCAUGGCCGCUUUCGAAUUAUAACAGAGAGAACUCUUCUUGCAAUGCCAGAAAAUGGAAUUGGCUUGUUUCCAGAUGUAGGUUUUGCUUAUAUAGCAGCACAAAGUCCAGGAGGAGGAUCUGUUGGUGCUUAUCUUGGAUUGACUGGAAAAAGGAUAUCUACUCCUUCAGAUGCUAUAUAUGUUGGAAUAGGAACACAUUAUGUGCCAUCUGGAAAGUUAGGUUUAUUCAAGGAGGCCCUUUUGGGAGCUACCUUUUCUGAGGACCCGCAUCAGGACAUCAUAUUACUAUUAGCCAGAUAUGAGUCCAACCCUGAGUCUGAGGCACAGUUGAAGCAGCUUUUACCUGAAAUAAUUUCAUCAUUCGGAUCAAAUAAAUCAGUUACUGAGACUAUUGAAGAGCUUAAAAAGCACCAAUCAAGUGAUGAUCCUACUGUUGUGGAGUGGGCUAAUGAAGCCCUCCAAGGGCUAGGAAAAGGUGCGCCUUUUUCACUUAGCUUGACACAGAAGCACUUCUCUGGAGUGGCCUCUGCACUAGGACAAAAUGAUAAUGAGUUAUCCACGCUACAUGGUGUUAUGAAACGUGAGUAUCGCAUUGCCUUGAGGUCUGCACUUCGACCUGAUUUUAUGGAAGGUGUUAGAGCUGUGUUGGUGGACAAGGAUCAGAACCCCAAAUGGAAACCGUCGAGUUUGGAGGAAGUGGAUGAGAAAGAAGUUGAAGCCGUGUUUGAACCGCUGGGAGCAGAGGUUGGUGAGCUGAGUUUGUAAUGUGUGGGUGGGGAUAUGCACUUUUCUCUCCAUUUACAAAAUCGAUCAACGUGAUCCAAUAAGCAGGCGGGUUGUUAUUUUUCUCUUUUUGCUACACAUUUUUUCUUGCUCUGCCCUCACCUUGGAUGAUAAACAUGGGUUGGAUGAUAUAGGAUUAAAGUUGUUUUGUUAGUGGAAGAAUGAAAGUUGAAGCCUGUUUUCUCAUC
This is a messenger RNA of Neltuma alba, 1481 nucleotides long. RefSeq names its product 3-hydroxyisobutyryl-CoA hydrolase-like protein 3, mitochondrial. The record is from RefSeq and is a predicted model, not a curated record. Gene Ontology annotation, cellular component: cytosol. The transcript is spliced from 10 exons. NCBI's taxonomy places the organism in Eukaryota, Viridiplantae, Streptophyta, Magnoliopsida, Fabales, Fabaceae. Gene Ontology annotation, biological process: L-valine catabolic process. Gene Ontology annotation, molecular function: 3-hydroxyisobutyryl-CoA hydrolase activity. The coding region runs from base 16 to 1275 and encodes 419 amino acids.